CUACAUAGACUGCAUAUUCUAACUCCAAGACAUCCAGAUAAUCUGUAAAAUGCCUCUGGAUCUCUCCGUAUAUCUAGUCACCGACUCGACCCCUGCCAUUCUCAAGGGUCGAGACCUCUGCACGGUUGUGGAAGAGGCCCUCAAAGGAGGCGUGACUAUUGUGCAAUACCGUGAGAAGAAAAGCGACACGGGGGCGCAAAUCGAGACAGCCAAGAAGCUGCACCAGCUCACCAAGGCGUAUGGCGUACCGUUGCUGAUCAACGACCGCGUGGAUGUUGCUCUGGCCGUGGGAGCGGAGGGCGUCCACCUGGGCCAGGAUGACAUGACAAUUGAGGUAGCCAAGAAGCUUCUCCCGAAAGAUGCCAUCAUCGGCAUUAGCGCCGGGUCGAUCGAGGAGGCCCAGAAGGCGAUUGCUGCCGGGGCCGAUUAUCUCGGCAUCGGAACCAUGUUUGCUACCUCAACGAAAACGAACACAAAGUUGAUUCUGGGGACAGCCGGCACCCAAGCUAUCCUGGAAGCCAUCUCCGACACUGGCAAGACGGUGGGAACCGUCUCCAUCGGCGGAAUCAACCAGUCGAACGUACAACGGGUAUUGUAUCAGUCUCGCGCCGCGAACAAGGGCCUGGAUGGCGUUGCCAUUGUUAGUGCGAUUAUGGCGGCCGAGGACCCCAAGGCUGCGGCGGCUGAGUUUGUGAAGCUCGUCGCCACCCCGCCUCCAUUCGUGCACAGCGAUCUGUCUACUACGGCGCGCGAUACCGCCGGACUUUUGAAGCAGGUUCCCCAGGUGGUCCAAGAUAUGGUCAAGGCCCACCCGUUGGUACACAAUAUGAUCAACCAUGUCGUGGCCAACUUUGUCGCCAACGUCGCUCUUUCAAUGGGCGCUUCUCCGAUCAUGUCCCCUUACGGCGACGAAGCCGUCGAUCUCCGCCAAUUCGGCGGUGCAUUGGUGAUCAACAUGGGCACGCUCACCAGCGAGAGCAUCCCGAACUACCUGAAGGCGCAGAAAGCGUACAAUGAGCGCGGGAACCCGGUCGUGUACGACCCAGUCGGUGCGGCAGCCACCAGCAUCCGUCGCGGUGUCGUCAAGCAGCUCAUGGCGGGCGGAUACUUCGAUCUCAUCAAGGGCAACGAGGGAGAAAUUCGCCAGGUAUACGGGAACAGCGGCGUGACGCAGCGGGGCGUCGACAGCGGACCCAGUAGUCUUGACAGCCAAGGCAAGGCUCGGCUGGCUCUUGAGCUUGCCAAGCGAGAGCGCAACCUCGUGCUUCUAACCGGUGCGGUUGACUACCUGAGCGAUGGCGAGCGCGUCAUUGCCGUGGAGAACGGCCACGAACUCCUCGGACAGGUCACGGGGACUGGGUGCGCCGUUGGCACUGUAUCGGGGUGCUUCCUAGCAGCCAACCCGAAAGACAAGCUCCUCGCAGUGCUAGCAGGGCUUUUGAUGUACGAGAUCGCUGCUGAAAACGCAGCGGCGAGGGAGGAGGUUCGGGGGCCGGGCAGUUUCGUGCCUGCGUUCCUGGACGAGCUGUACGCCAUUCGACAGGCAGCGUCGAGGGGGGAUGAUAGCUGGUUCAGCGGGCGCGCGAAGGUGCAGGAGAUCAGUUUGUAG
Molecule: messenger RNA, 1609 nt
Organism: Aspergillus homomorphus CBS 101889
Lineage: Eukaryota; Fungi; Ascomycota; Eurotiomycetes; Eurotiales; Aspergillaceae
Product: bifunctional hydroxyethylthiazole kinase/thiamine-phosphate diphosphorylase
Exons: 7
Coding region: 50-1609 (519 amino acids)
Biological process (GO): thiamine biosynthetic process
Cellular component (GO): cytoplasm
Molecular function (GO): magnesium ion binding; thiamine-phosphate diphosphorylase activity; hydroxyethylthiazole kinase activity
Source: RefSeq, a predicted model, not a curated record